AUGAUUGGAUAAAUUGAAGAAAGUUCUGAGAAUUAAAGCAAGUAUAUUACUAAAGAUAGAGAUGAGAUAAAAUUUAAAUUUCUCAAAUAACAUUUCAGAAUCUAAUUCAAAGAAUCAUAUAAAUAUAUAGGUACUUUCUUAUUAUUUUACAUCAGGUUUUUAUUUACUUUUUAGUUUUGGAAAAUAUCUUGUGUGUUUUUACAGUUUAUAAUAGAGGGAUUAAAAGUGUGAUCUCAAUCCAUUAGUUGUAUGGUUAACAAUUGUGGGUAUGUAUGAAUUUUUCAAUUCAAUUCGGUAUUUCAAUAAUCCUAAUAUAGAUACUUAGCAGUCCUACAUUCAUUAUAGAUGAAUUCAAAGGAUAUUUUCUUAUUAGUUAUGGCUGAUAUGUUAACCAAAACAUCAAAUGAAUCAAUGAAUCUAAGUGGCAUGUAAGAAAGGAAUAGGUAAUAAUCAAUUUAAAUAAAUCCAAGACGAGCAUAAAUCAAAACUCUUAUCAAAAUGAAAUUAUCCACUCUUGAAAUUUCAUAAGAAGAAUGGAUUACUGAACCUCCAUUCACUUAAUAUGAGAUCAUUCAUUAGGCUGAAGUUCUCAACAAAUAUACUAGAAUCAUGAAAGUGUAUAAUUAAUUUGUUUACUAUUUGAUAUUCACAGGAGGAAAUGUUGCAUAUUUCUAAUCAGAUUCAAAUGAUUGUGAUGAUAGUAAUUAACUAAUAUUUAUUUUUUAGAUUUAAACAAUAUAACCUUUGUACUUUUAUUAAUUGGAUAUUUAUUUUCUGCAUUUCUCAUUAUUGGAUUUGGAUUAGCCAUUAUAUCUAUGACAUUGUAUAUGCCUAUUAUACUCUUUUUAUUUAUAUUUAAGUCCACUUGCAAAAUUAUCAAAAAAAUUCAAACUAAUGUAUAUUAUUAUAUAAAAUCUUAGAAUAAAAUAAAGAAAAUGCGUAUAUUUCAUUAUAAUAAUUCAUUGGAAGCUUCUUUUAUAUAAUGUAAUAUUUGCAUGUUUGAUUAUGUUGAAAAUGAUAAGAUUAUCUAGUUACCAUGUAGUAAUAUGUAAAUCAAUAUUUUAAUAUAGGCAUCAUUUCCAUGAUCAAUGUUUCUAAUAAUGGGUAUUAAUUAAAUAACAAUGUCCUGUAUGUCGUAAAUUACUUUGA
Paramecium pentaurelia is the source of this 1149-nucleotide messenger RNA. The record is from the annotation of a GenBank genome assembly. NCBI's taxonomy places the organism in Eukaryota, Ciliophora, Oligohymenophorea, Peniculida, Parameciidae.